Molecule: messenger RNA, 1089 nt
Organism: Aspergillus wentii DTO 134E9
Lineage: Eukaryota; Fungi; Ascomycota; Eurotiomycetes; Eurotiales; Aspergillaceae
Exons: 3
Coding region: 342-896 (184 amino acids)
Source: RefSeq, a predicted model, not a curated record
AAAAAAAAAAAAAAAAAAAGAAAGAAAGAAAAAGAAAAAGAAACGUCGGCAAAAGGACAACGAGGCUAGCGUGCAAAGUCGGGGAGAAAGCUACAUACCUAGGGAAGGAAACUGGUAUGGUUUUAUGGACAGGACGAGAGACUUCUCCGAGAAUACAUGACUUGUGUCACUAUCACGCAUUUUAUUAGCCUUAUGCACAAUGUGCUUAAUCUCCACCCGUCCUGUGACUUUUUACAGCCAGAAAAGCUUCUCCCCGCCAGGAAUAUCUUUUAGAAUUCCUGUUGGACGUGACCCCGACGUGAUUUACUCGCCGGGGUGACAAUAGGUAGCUAACGUUGAGGAUGGUCAGGGGUGAAGCUCAGACUGGGCUCGAAUAUAACGGCGGCGACUUUAACAACCAGAUACACAAUACGUCGACCACGACUUCAUGGGACUUGCCCCCCGAUAUCCACGCGAUCCCAAGUAACCAAUACGUUCUCUAUCCAGCCAAUCCUCUCAAUAACGUGGGAUUUGUCGACAAUUCGUGGAGCGUCUACGACGGUUUCGAAUCACCAUGGACACAGGAAUUGUGGCCUUCCCCCUCAGCUCCAUUCCCCACAAUGGAACCUGGGUAUCCUGGAUCUCCGUGGUUCCCUUCGCUGCAGAGCUCAAGUUCCUCAUUCCGGUCUCCAGCCAAUGGUUUUGACGAUAUGAAGCAAAGCGAUGAGCUAUUGCACCCCCGACAACCACAACGAGCAUCGCCAGAGUCUUUUUCAACUGUUCGCGCGCAGAGAUUCCCGUGUGGGUAUUGUCCGAAGACAUAUAAAAAGAGCAAUGGUCGAAACAGACAUGAAAAGCGCAAUCACGGUUGCGGUCCCAAACGCCCAGGUCGGCCGAGAAAGUCACAAAGGGCAUGAAACUGCUCUGGAGUAAAUAGGGAAGAUAUUAACCUGUAUGGGCGCCCUCAAGAAGGGUCUAAUCCAAUUUCAUUAAGCUUGCGUGCAUCUUGUUCAUUGCUCUUAGACUUGCCGGCAUCUGAUUAUAUAGCAAGGAUUUCUCAAUUUCUACACGGAUCACUACAGGAAUAACAACGUCCCAGUUGGAAGCUUU